GAGGAACCUUUCGCUCUUUUAAUGUUCUCUCUCUCUCUUUCUCUCUCUCUCUCUCUCUCUCUCUUUGUGGAGCAGUUACUGUUGCUUUGUGGUGCGGCAAAAUCCAGUGGGGGUUUUCUCCAAUUUUUUUUUUCCCCAAUUGUUUUUUUGGCGAAUUUAGCCGAUUUUAUCAUCUGGGUUUCAUUAUUUGGAUCGUUUGGAUCCCGAAGUGGUGAAAAUUGUGUUGAAGAGAUUGAGAGGGGUGUUGGGGUGCAAUACCAUCUUGUUGGAAUUGGGAGAGGGGUGUGUAAUUGAGCGGAAUUUGGAGAAUUUUGUGCUUGGAUUUUGACAGUACGAUGGAUUUUGAAAAUACGAUUGGCAAUCAUGGGAUUUGAAUCAAAUUCGUGUAUUGUGCUGCAGUUGUGUUUUAUGCUUCUGGAUGUGUUUAUUUGAAUAAUUUGGAUGGGAUUCUCUUCGAAGUUUUGAAUUGUUGGAGAUAUGUGAAAGUUUGUGAAACUAUGAUUGAAAUGAGUAGUUCUGGAUAACUCAGCUGGAUAAUUAUGAAUGUUUCUGCGAUUUGGAACAUUCGGUGUUUGUGCAUUGAUUUUACUGCCGACUGAUGGGGUGUUUGUAUUCCAAAGGAUGCAUCGGAGAAGUACCCAACUCGACCGAUGAAUCGAGGGGUAAAUUUAGCCGGAAAAAGGGAGUUGCCGAUUCUUCUCUUUCUUCGGCUUCUUCUGAUGAUUUCAAAGAUGAAGAAGAAGACCAACUUAAUCAGUUAAGUUUAACAAGGGACUCCGAUGUUGGUAUUAGCCGUUUAUCGAGAGUUUCGCAGCAGUUUCUGCCUCCCGAAGGAUCGAGAAAAGUUAGGGUUCCUAUAGGGAACUAUGAGUUGAGCUAUUCCUAUUUGUCCCAAAGAGGAUACUACCCGGAGGCACUGGAUAAGCCAAAUCAGGAUAGUUUUUGCAUACACACGCCAUUCGGAACAAGUCCGGAUGAUCACUUUUUUGGUGUUUUCGAUGGGCAUGGAGAGAAUGGUGCGCAGUGUUCACAAUUCGUGAAACAGAAAUUAUGUGAAAAUUUGCUUAGAAACAGCCGAUUUCAUAGCGAUGCUUUCGAGGCUUGUCACGCCGCCUUUUUGGCAACGAAUUCGCAGAUUCAUGCGGACAGCUUAGACGAUACAAUGAGUGGGACGACUGCGAUUACAAUACUGGUAAGGGGUCGAAUGAUCUAUGUGGCGAAUGCGGGUGAUUCGAGGGCGGUCAUAGCCGAGAAGAGAGGAGAUGAGAUUGUGGCUAUGGACCUUUCGAUCGACCAAACUCCUUUCCGGACUGAUGAGCUUGAGAGGGUCAAGCAUUGCGGUGCUAGGGUUUUGACUUUGGAUCAGAUAGAGGGUUUAAAAAACCCAACUGUGCAGUGCUGGGGGACAGAAGAAGGGGAUGAUGGCGAUCCGCCGAGAUUGUGGGUGCAAAACGGGAUGUAUCCUGGAACAGCAUUCACGCGAAGUAUUGGAGAUUCAAUAGCUGAAUCCAUUGGUGUGGUUGCGACGCCAGAAAUAUUUGUUAUGGAGUUAACGCCGUAUCACCCCUUCUUUGUGAUAGCCAGUGAUGGGGUGUUUGAGUUUCUCUCCAGCCAAACUGUAGUUGAGAUGGUUGCUAGAUAUAAGGAUCCUCGAGACGCAUGUGCAGCAGUUGUUGCCGAAGCUUAUCGUCUCUGGCUACAGUAUGAAACUCGUACCGAUGACAUUACAAUCAUAGUUGUGCAUGUUAAUGGGCUAACUGAUAUGGGAUCUGUUCAGACUGCAACCACUUCGCAAAUACAACCUUUACAACAAGCUGUCGAAGUGUCUGGAUCUGAAUCUCCUUCCACAUUUAAUUUGAAUUCUCGAAACCAAAGAGCACGACAUGAUCUUUCACGUGCAAGAGUGAGAGCGCUUGAAAGCUCCCUUGAAAAUGGUCACUUUUGGCUUCCCCCUUCUCCAUCACAUCGGAAGACAUGGGAAGAAAAAGCACAUAUUGAGCAGGCAUUACACGGCCAUUUUCUUUUUAGAAAGCUUACCGAUUCUCAGUGCCAAGUUUUGCUUGAUUGCAUGCGAAGAGUUGAAGUGAAGCCUGGGGAUGUAGUGGUGCAACAGGGCGGCGAAGGGGACUGCUUUUAUGUUGUAGGGAGCGGCGAGUUUGAAGUUCUAGCUAUUCAGGAAGAGAAUGGGACGGAAGUGACAAAGAUUCUGCACCGAUAUACAGCUGAGAAGCAAUCGUCCUUUGGGGAACUAGCACUGAUGUACAAUAAACCACUUCAGGCGUCGGUUCGUGCAGUGACAAGUGGAACUCUGUGGGCCUUGAAACGGGAAGAUUUUCGAGGAAUUCUGAUGUCUGAAUUUUCCAAUAUGUCAUCACUGAAAUUGCUUCGAUCAGUAGAAUUAUUUUCAAAAUUGACAAUUUUACAACUGAGUCGGAUUGCUGAGUCUCUCAUGGAAGUUUCAUUUGCAGAUGGACAAGUAAUAAUUGAUAAGAAUGACGAUCCUUCUGGUCUCUACAUUAUUCAAAAGGGCCGCGUGAGAUUGACAUACAAUCCAAAUGUGGUAAGCCCAGUAAUAUGCAACCUAUUGCCAGCUCGGCAUGUGGAGGGAGAUGACAGUGAAGAAACGGAAGAACAUGUGGUAGAGAUAGAAGAGGGAAGCCAUUUUGGAGAAUGGGCUCUAAUUGGACAGAGCAUUGACUCAUUAAUGGUGGUCUCUAUAGGCGAUGUGGUUUGCUCAGUUAUUACUAGGGAGAAAUUCGAGUCAAUAGUUGGACAUCUACCAAAACUUCCUUUUGAAGAUCGAUUGGCAAAAGAUUCUCUGGUUCCUUUGAAGGAAGCAAACAUAAAUGAUGCUCCUGCAACAGAUGUGAAGGUUCAAUUCUCUGACUUGGAAUGGAAGAUGAGCAUUUAUGCAACCGAUUGUAGCGAGACUGGUCUCGUUGUUAUCAAAGGUUCUGAUAGUAUAUGCAGCUUAAAAAGAUUUUCCAAGAAGAAAAUAAAAGAGCUUGGGAGGGAGGCGCAAGUCCUGAAGGAGAGAGACUUGUUGACGAGUUUUAGCACGUCAGCUUGUUUUUCACAAGUUCUGUCCACUUGUGCUAACCAAUCAUAUGUUGGAAUAUUGCUGAAUAGUUGCCUUACUUGUCCUUUGGCUUCUAUACUUCACUUACCCCUCGACGAGUCCUCUGCACGGUUUUGCGCUGCUUCCGUUGUUGUUGCUUUAGAAGAACUGCACCAGAAAUCUAUUCUGUUUAGAGGUGUCUCACCAGAUGUUAUAAUACUUGAUCGAUCAGGACGUUUGAAGUUAGUGGACUUCAGAUUCGCGAAGAAAUUAACCAGUGAAAGAACUUUCACAAUAUGUGGAAAUGCUGAUUCAUUAGCUCCAGAGGUGGUUCUUGGUAAAGGACAUGGAUUGGCUGUUGACUGGUGGGCCUUGGGCGUUUUGCUCUACUUCAUGCUCCAAGCUGAGAUGCCAUUUGGGUCGUGGAGGGUAAGCGAACUGGACUCCUUUGCAAAGAUUGCCAAAGGACAACUAACUCUACCCCACACCUUCAGCGCUGAAGUCGUCGACCUCAUCACAAAGUUACUCGAAGUCGUUGAGACUGCACGUUUAGGAAGUGAUGGUCCUGAUUCCGUGAAAAAUCAUUCAUGGUUCAAGGGUGUUGAUUGGAAAGGAAUUGCCGAUGGCACUUUCCCGGUUCCUGAGGAGAUAACUUCUCGAAUUGAAAUCUAUUUGAAGAAUAAUGUGGACGAAGUCGAACCCAUCUCCUCUCCGACUCAGGAUGUUGCCGAACUUAAUUCUCCAGAAUGGCUUGAAGAUUGGUAGAUGUCUUCUGAAGGAGAAAUUCAGGCAAGCUUCAUAAGCAAUAUCACUGUCUCAGAUACGCGAGCAUGUCUCUUGAUCAUUUUGAACAUGUCUUGUUCAAGCUACAUGCAGGAAAAAUCCCCUACAAACAUCGCGAUUCUUGCAUUGCUUGUCUGAAAUUCUACAACCUAUGUUUUUCCUUCUUGGUCUAUGAGCAAAGUGAUAGAUUGCAGGAAAGAAAUUAUAUCAAACGCUUCUUUUUCAGAUGCACCCCUCUUUACUACAGGGUGUCACUCUGCACGAGUCUUGAACCAGCAGAAAUUGAUAUCCAACAAUAGGUAAGGGUGCAACUGACAAUGAUGCGUCAGAUAAAAGAUUCUUUUUUCCCCUAGAAAUCGCUUAACGGAAUGUUGAUGGAGACAAAGUGACGAAGUCUUGCAGGUUAAGGGGUUAAAGUAUAGGAUAUUCUGCCAAUUUGGAUUUCAAAAAUUGGCGACUUGUUAGAGAGAGAAGCAGUUCGUCAGUCGCUCGUCAUGACAGGAAUUGUGCUUGUCGAUGAUGUUGAACCGAAGAAGCAAAAUCACAUAGCUCAAUUUGAAAGUAGCCAUAGGACUACAUUUGUUUACUAUACUUCUGAUGUGUAUGUAUGUAUCUUGUUGUGUACAUUACGAGGCAAAUGAAGUGAAUCAGGUUUAUUGUACUUAAUUAAAGGCAUGCGAUCAAACAAAGGCUUUCAAUUGUUUGGAAAACAUCUGGUGAGAAAUUUGUUGCGAAGCUUCUUGAUAAA
This is a messenger RNA of Ananas comosus (pineapple), 4589 nucleotides long. RefSeq names its product protein phosphatase 2C and cyclic nucleotide-binding/kinase domain-containing protein. Bases 599 to 3823 code for a protein of 1074 amino acids. The record is from RefSeq and is a predicted model, not a curated record. NCBI's taxonomy places the organism in Eukaryota, Viridiplantae, Streptophyta, Magnoliopsida, Poales, Bromeliaceae. Gene Ontology annotation, molecular function: ATP binding; cation binding; cAMP-dependent protein kinase activity. Gene Ontology annotation, cellular component: cAMP-dependent protein kinase complex. Gene Ontology annotation, biological process: peptidyl-serine phosphorylation; signal transduction. The transcript has 16 exons.